AUGACAAGAGAAUUUCUUCCCAACACUAAUGCUCACUUGAUGAAUUGCUGGGAGUUGGAUCGAGAAGCUCUCAUUGCCUUCAAGAAUGGUCUUAAUGAUCCUGCAAACCGGCUUUCUUCAUGGAAGGGAAGCAACUUUGAUCUCCGUGAUCCACAUCAAGAUGGAUUUCAGUUUUUUGGCAGUGGUGCAAUUCCUCAAACUUUUGGGAACCUUUCUAGCUUGCAGUAUCUUGAUCUUGAUAAUAGUCUGACUUUGGAAUGGCAGUUGGGUUUAUAUGUUGAUAAUCUUGAUUGGGUAACAGGUCUUGUUUCUCUUAAGCAUCUUGACAUGGAUGCAGUUGAUCUUUCAAAUGUAGGAUCACAUUGGAUUAUGAAACUAAAUAAGCUCUCAUCCUUAACUGAGUUGCAUCUAUCUGAUUGUAGCUUAUCUGGUCCCAUUCCUCCUCUUACCUUUGUAAAUUUAACUUCACUUGUUGUCCUAGAUCUUAUGUCUAAUGAAUUGAAUUCAAAAAUACCUGAUUGGCUUUUUUUAUAUCUUGGUCACAACGAUCUUACAGCAAGUUGCCAUCAAUUGUUGGGGGGUAGAUGGGAAAAGAUACAAGAACUUGACUUAGAAUCCAUUAGCCUGCAUGGGAAACUUCCUGCUUCCACUGGAAACAUGACAUUUCUCACUUUCUUGAAUCUUUUUUCCAAUAAUGUUAAAGGUGGGAUUCCAAGCUUUAUUGGUAAACUCUUCAACCUUGUCUAUUUUGAUAUAGGAAAAAAUAACUUGACAGGAACUUUGCCAGAAUUCCUUGAAGGAAUUGAAAAUUGCCUUUCUAGGAGGCCACUGCCUAGUCUGCAGGUGUUGCACUUGCCAAACAAUCAUUUGGUUGGUAAAUCACCGGAGUGCCUGACUCAGCUUGCGAAUCUCGUUGAGCUUGAUUUGUCCUCCGGUAACUCUCUAUGCGGUCCCAUCCCAGCUUCUUUUGGAAUAUUGCAGCAAAAUGUUACCUAUCUGAACCUAAACGAGGAUGAACUAAAUGGGACCCUCCCAGAAAGUUUGGGACAACUCUCUAAGUUGUCUUUCCUUGAUGUUUCUUCCAACCGUUUGACAGGCAUAGUUACUGAAACACAUUUUUUAAAUCUUGAAAAGCUACGUGUUUUAGAUUUGUCUUCAAACUCUUUUACCUUGGCUGUCAAUUCCAAUUGGGUUCCCCCUUUCCAAGUUGAGACUCUUCAUAUGGAUUCAUGCCACAUGGGUCCUUCAUUUCCUGCUUGGCUUAAGUCACAAAAAAGACUCACAGAUUUGAAUUUGUCAAAUACAAGUAUUUCUGGUUCCAUACCGCAUUGGUUUUGGGAACAUUUUCUUAACCUAUCCACAUUGAAUGUUUCCAAUAAUCAUCUAGAAGGUCAUUUACGAAGUCAUUUAAACUAUGCUCCAACAUUAGACAUUGGUACCGUUGCAAGUUUUGAUUUAAGCUCAAACAACUUCAGUGGAGCCAGUCCUAUUUUGAGUGGCAACUUUUGGAUCAUUGAUCUGUCAAAAAAUAAAUUUUCCAGUACUACUCCAAAUGACAUUUCAUUCAGUAAUUAUUUGAAAUUCCUAUUUAUUUCUGACAACCAGAUAAGUGGAGAAAUCCCACCUUCUAUAGGUAAAAAUUACUGGUAUUUAAGCUAUUGA
Molecule: messenger RNA, 1662 nt
Organism: Ziziphus jujuba (common jujube)
Lineage: Eukaryota; Viridiplantae; Streptophyta; Magnoliopsida; Rosales; Rhamnaceae
Product: receptor-like protein EIX1
Exons: 4
Coding region: 1-1662 (553 amino acids)
Molecular function (GO): protein binding
Source: RefSeq, a predicted model, not a curated record